GUGAUUGAAGCGAUGAGGGUUUUUUGUGCUUAAUAUAAUUGUAUGUAUGAAAGCUUUUUAAAAGUGUACUACAAUCCUCCGUCUAUUAUAAUUAAGAGUUAUUAAUUUUGGGAGUUAAAUAAGCUUUAUUAUGUCACAUAAUCGUAAUAAAUAUGAAAGAGCACGAAGAAGACUCGCCGCAGUUACAUUUUUAUCAAAUAUAUCCUUGGACGGAUCUUUUAAAGACACGGAACUGUGCCAAGUUUAUGAUAAGAAAUCGUCGAAAUUCGACAAAUGUGACUGUAUAUCAAAAUCAAAUGAUUUUCAAAUCAAUCACAAAGACAUUAUAUAUAAUAGCGCCAACUGCAAUGCGGUACAAUGCAGACUGAGAGCACAACAAACUAGCCCGGUCCAAAAAAGUUGUGAUAAUCAUUCUCAUAGUUCUGAUUCCGAACAAGCUAAUGUAACCCCUAUAAAAGGUGUUGGUAAUACUUACAGGGAAGGUGGCUCAACUACUAAUAAUGAGACAUUUAGAGAAAGGCACCCAUCUAUAAGGGGUAGGAAAAUUACUCCAAUAACCCAAGAUGACAAAAGCAGUAGCGAAAGUCUUACUUUUGGUCGUUUCCGUACAAGUAGUACUUGCAUUCCAGAGAAUCCUCAAUUUAAAAAUCAAUUGAGGUUCAUAAGAGCAACAAAGGGUGUUACAUUCAAAGAUGAGAGACUUGCGUUAGCUCCAGCUCAAGGAGCACCCUGUGUGCUGUUUAGUACAAUACCAUACUCCAAAACUAUAAAGGGAGUCCGAGCUGAUUUGAGAAAAGAUGGAGUGCGGCGACGUAACACAUCUGGGCCGAGACCGCUAUCUGCAAUUACCGACAAUGGUAUGGAUCCCUUUGACCUACUGGGCUUGGAACGGGAGGAAAAUGGUCAAGAUAUAUCAUACUCAAAGUUAUUGAUACCAUCCAGAAUAUGCACAAGGGAACAGUAUAAGAAAAUGUACGAAGGUGAUUUCUCUGAUAAAACAACCUGGAAAAUUAUUAAUCGCCAGCCUCAUGUGAUAGCAAGGACUAAGUUAUUGACCAGACGCAAGGAUAAAAAAUGGUGUUUCUCAUAUGAAUCGUCACAACGAGUAGCAACAGUCGCCUCGUCUCCUCCUCACUCCUCGGUGGAAAAUAAGACCUUCGAUUGGGACGAAACUUCACUGUUAUCACAGAAAUAUGUGCAUUAUUGUCCAAAUGUUCUGGACGAUCCUGAGCUGAUAGCUGGUAAGCAUCGGACGCUCCUCACCUUCACAUCUUACAUGACCUCCAUCAUAGACUACGUGCGACCACAGGACCUCAAGAAGGAACUCAACGACAAGUUUCGAGAAAAGUUCCCGCACGUUAAACUAACUCUGAGUAAACUUAGAAGCAUUAAAAAAGAAAUGAGAAAAAUAGCAAAACAUGAGAACGGUGGUAUAGACCUGCUGUCAGUGGCUCAAGCUUAUGUUUAUUUUGAGAAGUUGAUUCUUGGGAAUCUGAUCAACAAGGACAAUAGGAAGCUCUGCGCUGGCGCUUGUCUCAUGCUAUCUGCAAAGUUGAAUGAUGUCAAAGGUGAAAUGUUGAAAGCCCUCAUUGAGCGCAUCGAGACUACAUUCAGAGUGAACAGGAAGGAUCUGAUGCGUUUCGAGUUCGCUGUGCUAGUGGCGCUGGAGUUCGGACUGCACGUGCCGCCGCACGAGGUGUUCCCCCACUACCAGAGGCUGAUGCACGACUCGUGACGAGCGCACGACCAGCCGCGACGGACCAGCGUAGUAGACAACCUGCGCUCCACAGCCUGGAUGUAACAGGCUGUACGUCGCCAUAUAAACAUUAAAAAAAAUUGUCGAGUGAGGGUUUAUAAUAUGACAGUUUAGCUUGAAUGUAACAGGGUGUACGUCGCCUUAUAUACAUAAAAAAAAAUUGUAAAGUGAAGGUUUGUAACAUGACAGUUUAUAUUGGCUGUAUGGCCGAAACUUUUGCCGGUUAGUGUCGAAAGAGAAAUAAUUUAAAAAAAGUUUAUAGUAAUAUAAAUAUGACAGUUGUAAGCUUGAACUUAAACAGUUUAAUGAAGUUCAAACUGUUAGAGUGAAUGAGAUAAGUAAUUAUUAUUAUUCGCUAUAAAUAGUUGUUUCAGAACAUUAUAUUAAACUUCAAAGGAAUACAAUAUUCGUUUUGGUUCUAUUUAAAAGGUUGCGUUUUUAAUUCAAAAAACUGAUUUACUAUUUUAUUAUCAAUGUCUGUUGGUGGAAGAAAUACAUACAUCACCCAAGUUAGACAGUUUCAUAGUUAAUCUUUCAUUUAAGUGUCAGUACUUGUAUAAUGUAUAAUGUACAUAUUAUAUAGGAUAAAUAUAUUAGAUUUAAAUUAUUUCAAAGAUCCAAGUCGAGAGACUAUGUACAUAACGUAACUGAGUUUUCGCUCUUCAGCUACGGUUCUCGGGUGUAGGCGUUUUGUGUUAUACUAGAGAUGAAUAAACACCAGACAGAUCUUGAGAUAUGUGACAUCAUAUUGUUUUUUUUUAAAUAGUUUGAUUAGGAAAUAAUAAUUAUAUCAUGACAAAAAGUAUAGGUAAUAUAUUAUUUAAAUAAAAAAAACAUUAAUCAUCAAUCAUAUUGUUUUCAUACCAAUAACACUUGCAGUUACUUAUUACUUAUACUCUUAGGGUUUUUCAAUUUGGGACAAGAACUCGCUUAUAGGAUUUGUUUAUAGUAUUUUGUCUACUCUCGUUACAUGGCCAUCAAAUUAAAAAAAAAACCUGAACAUUUCACCUUUUAAUAAUUUUAUUGGUAUAAUUGUAAAAGUAUCGACUGGACACAAAAUGCAGCUCGUAUCAAGAAACAUCCGAUUAACCAAGCUAUUAACGGGUUUUAAUUUUUGUAUCUUUCAUAGUUUUAUUACAGAGCUUGGUUUUAAAAUGUUCACGAUCAAUAUAUUUUGGUAAUAAUUUAGCUAACUGUCCAAUCAUGACAAUGUAGUUUCUUAAUCUUUUCUUGUGUUUUUUUUUGUAUUCUUAACAUAGUAGUAAUAACAAAGCAAAAGAUACAUUAUAUUUUAUUAAUGUGACGAAGUGAAACGGCAGGAUUGUAUUUUUUAAGGUAUGCGGUAAGUUUGAUUAUAUACUCUAUUGUGAAUGGGUUAAGAGUCAAUCUAAUUAGACAAAUAAUGUCAUUAAAGACUAUACAAAUGACAAUUGCCAUUAAUUUAAUUACCUUUUUUCUUCCAGAGGGUGAAAAAAAGGUUUUAAAGUCAAUUACAACACUGUAGAUAGUAUUACAUGAAUGAAAGUGAUUUAGAGUGAUAUGUAGAUAUAAAAGAUGAAUAUAAAAGUCUUAUAAGGAAUUAUUAAAAACUGUAAAACAGGAUGAAAAUACAGAAAAAAUAUUGCAUCGAUUUAGUUUGAUAAUAUUUAUAUCUGUUGCAAUAUAUUGUAAUACCUACCCUCCGUUUACAUUUUGUCCUGUUCUUAAAUUAUCAGUUUGCUAAGGUAUUUAAUAUUAUUAUUCGUUUUAUUUUAUUAAUAUGAUAAUAGUAACGAUGAUAUAAUUUGUAUAAAUAUUAUGUAUUGUAAUUGCGAAGGUAACUAUUUUUGUACUGUAUUGUAUUAGUAACUUCUUGUAUUGUACUAUAUUGUAUUAGUAACUUGUAUUGUUGCUUCGUUGUGUAUUGUAAUACUGUAGCUAUACUGUAGUUACUAUAUUAAGCCUGAUGCAUUGUUUUCACAUAAUUCUCAUUUUUCUCACCUAGUUCAUAUGUUUUAUGUUUAAUGUUUAGAAGCUAUUCAAUUUACGAUUUAUACUUGAAUGGAAAUAGAUGUUUUUUUGCACCAAAGUCGAAAUACAGUAAUAUAUAUAUAUAUUAAAACAUCAUGGAUUUUAAAACUUAUGUCUGGUUUUCCUAUAAGAGGCUUUCGUUGUAAAAUUAGAAUAUUUUAAGUGUUGUCAUUAAUAAAUUGCAAAUUUUGCUCAUAUCUCUCACAUGCUCAGUUUAGAGAUGUUUCAGCCUAAUAACUUAUAAGGCAUUUUUGGAUUCAUGAAUCGUAAUUUAAAAAAAAGAUAAUGUAGUUACAACCCUAGUUAGUAUUAAUUUCUAAGGUGACGCAAUAGAAAUUAGUCGAAUUUGCUCAUUCAUAUUUCGAUGCCAAAGAUGACUUGCAUGUGUAAGUCUCAAGCGACCCCCGUCUACGAAUUCUUUAGGCCUUCUUAUUACAGACAAGUUACGCUUUUAGAUAGUGAGAAUAUUGGUUAAGUAAUUUAUUAAAUUAAUUAAGAAUGUUAGUUCUCCCAUAAGUUUAUGCUAGUCGUUGUACCGGGAGGUAUAUUUUAUUGAAUUACAUAUAAAGGGUUCAAUAUAGUGAGGCUGAAAAAACGAGAUCUUUGAACAAAAAAAUUACUUCUGCAUUUUCGUAAUACGUUCUAAAAUAUUAUGUGGUUUAUUUAUGGGAAAUAUAUAUCUCAGAUAUGUUUGCAGUGAGCCUCUAAGAUUUGUUUACACUAUUUAUCUCGUUUUGUUGGCCUCACUUGAUUGUUACGUGAGUCAUAAGGUCUCUCUUCCACGGAGAUACAAAAGAUUGCACAUUCAUGAUAUCAAACUUAGUGCGUACAUCAGAAUGUAUAAAUAUUUAUUACAAAGUAAAAAACUGGUGAACUAAUUGUUUCAUACAAUUAAGAUCAUUAAUAUGUCUUAAAGAUGUAGGAAUUAGGAUGAAAUUAUCUUUCUUUAUGUAAAUUUAUCGAAUUUAGUAUUAAUAUUUAUUUUGUACGUUUAAGUCGAUAAUUAUAUUAGUUUGUAAUUUUAAUCAAAUUAUUUACUAUCGAAUAUCUCUGCGGAAGGGAAGUCUUAAUUUUAUAGUUGAGGUCGUGUGCCUAAAAUUAAAGUAUACUUUUUUUUUAAAACCUUGAUUGUUAACAGUAUUUUAUUUUUUAUUUACUUUCUACGUUUAUAUAAGAAUUUAACUGGACGUUUUAUUAUCUCUAUAAAAUACUUUUUUUUAAUCUUAGCUUAUAAUCUAUGUUGUUUCUUGGUAAUAGUAAAGUGCUUAUUUCGGCGACGUAAAAAAUUUUUAUUAAAAAAAUAAAAACCUUUAUCGAAACGAGCGGAACAAUGUAUGGUACUGUUUUAAUAUGAAACGUUAUUGUUUAUGAAGUCUAAAAUGUUGGAUUAAAUAAUUUUAUUAA
This is a messenger RNA of Danaus plexippus (monarch butterfly), 5170 nucleotides long. RefSeq names its product CDK5 and ABL1 enzyme substrate 2-like. The record is from RefSeq and is a predicted model, not a curated record. Gene Ontology annotation, biological process: regulation of cell cycle. Lineage: Eukaryota; Metazoa; Arthropoda; Insecta; Lepidoptera; Nymphalidae. The transcript is spliced from 9 exons. Bases 131 to 1735 code for a protein of 534 amino acids.